UCCGAGUUACCGCCCACUGGCUCCGCCGCCUCAGUCUUCAGGUCGCUCUUCGGUUCAGAUCCUGCGAUUGGUUUUGGCCGUAUCUUCAUGUAGGACCUACUACUUAUCCUGCCCGCCGCGGUGAAUUCCACCUGCGGUGCUUUAACUUGGCUGGGCUUUAUCAUCAGGCCUCCUCACCAGCUCCUGUCCUUUCUCUUGUGUCCUGGACUGCGGAUACCUCGACUCUCAGUACUUUGUGCUCAGCCAAGGAAAUCAGUCCUGCCUAUGCUAUUCACAGACCCAGAGACAUGGCUAUCUCCUCUUCCUCCUGGGAACUGCCCCUGGUGGCUGUGUGCCAGGUAACGUCGACACCAGACAAGCAGCAGAACUUUAAAACAUGUGCUGAGCUGGUUCGGGAGGCUGCCAGACUGGGCGCUUGCCUGGCUUUCCUGCCUGAGGCAUUUGACUUCAUUGCACGGGACCCUGAAGAGACGCUACGCCUGUCUGAGCCACUGAGUGGGAACCUUUUGGGAGAAUAUACCCAGCUUGCCAGGGAAUGUGGACUCUGGCUGUCCUUGGGUGGUUUCCAUGAGCGUGGCCAAGACUGGAAGCAGACUCAGAAAAUCUACAAUUGUCAUGUGAUUCUGAACAACAAGGGGUCAGUAGUGGCCACUUAUAGGAAGACACAUCUGUGUGAUGUAGAGAUUCCAGGACAGGGACCUAUGCGUGAAAGCAACUCUACCAUACCUGGGCCCAGUCUUGAGUCUCCUGUCAGCACACCAGCAGGCAAGAUUGGUCUGGCUAUCUGCUAUGACAUGCGGUUCCCUGAACUCUCUCUGGCAUUGGUUCAGGCUGGAGCAGAAAUACUUACCUACCCUUCAGCUUUUGGAUCUGUUACAGGCCCAGCCCACUGGGAGGUGUUGCUGCGGGCCCGUGCCAUUGAAACCCAGUGCUAUGUAGUGGCGGCAGCACAGUGUGGACGCCAUCAUGAGAAGAGAGCAAGUUAUGGCCACAGCAUGGUGGUAGAUCCCUGGGGAACUGUGGUGGCCCGCUGUUCUGAAGGACCAGGCCUCUGCCUUGCCCGAAUUGACCUCGGUUACUUGCGACAGUUGCGCCAAAACCUGCCUGUGUUCCAGCACCGCAGGCCUGACCUCUACAGCAGUCUGGGUCACCCAUUGUCUUAAGACUUUUGACUUCUGUCAGUUGAGACCCCCAUUGUGAGCUGGUGUUGCUGUGACUUGUAGGCAGGACCCAGGCGCAGCUCCCCUCACUUGGAGAACCUUCUCUCUCUUGACGGAACACAGGCUCAGCUUCUUGGGAAAGAAAAAACUUUCGCCUGAGCUCAGAUUUCAGUUUCAGAAAGGUGGAAUUUUAUAGUCACUGUUUAUUUCAUGAAAACUGAAGUAAUGCUGAGGGCUGAGCAGCACUGGCAUUGAAAAAAAAUAUAAUAAUCAUAAAGUC
Molecule: messenger RNA, 1440 nt
Organism: Camelus dromedarius (Arabian camel)
Lineage: Eukaryota; Metazoa; Chordata; Mammalia; Artiodactyla; Camelidae
Gene: NIT1
Product: nitrilase 1
Exons: 7
Coding region: 288-1163 (291 amino acids)
Molecular function (GO): hydrolase activity, acting on carbon-nitrogen (but not peptide) bonds, in linear amides
Source: RefSeq, a predicted model, not a curated record